This is a messenger RNA of Knipowitschia caucasica, 1278 nucleotides long. NCBI's taxonomy places the organism in Eukaryota, Metazoa, Chordata, Actinopteri, Gobiiformes, Gobiidae. The record is from the annotation of a GenBank genome assembly.
AUGUCCAGUGCGUCUGAAGCAGCUGUGUCCAGUGCGUCUGAAGCAGCUGUGUCCAGUGCGACUGAAGCAGCUGUGUCCAGUGCGUCUGAAGCAGCUGUGUCCAGUGCGACUGAAGCAGCUGUGUCCAGUGCGACUGAAGCAGCUGUGUCCAGUGCGACUGAAGCAGCUGUGUCCAGUGCGACUGAAGCAGCUGUGUCCAGUGCGUCUGAAGCAGCUGUGUCCAGUGCGUCUGAAGCAGCUGUGUCCAGUGCGUCUGAAGCAGCUGUGUCCAGUGCGUCUGAAGCAGCUGUGUCCAGUGCGACUGAAGCAGCUGUGUCCAGUGCGACUGAAGCAGCUGUGUCCAGUGCGACUGAAGCAGCUGUGUCCAGUGCCACUGAAGCAGCUGUGUCCAGUGCGACUGAAGCAGCUGUGUCCAGUGCGUCUGAAGCAGCUGUGUCCAGUGCGACUGAAGCAGCUGUGUCCAGUGCGACUGAAGCAGCUGUGUCCAGUGCGACUGAAGCAGCUGUGUCCAGUGCGUCUGAAGCAGCUGUGUCCAGUGCGUCUGAAGCAGUUGUGUCCAGUGCGUCUGAAGCAGCUGUGUCCAGUGCGACUGAAGCAGCUGUGUCCAGUGCGACUGAAGCAGCUGUGUCCAGUGCGACUGAAGCAGCUGUGUCCAGUGCGACUGAAGCAGCGGUGUCCAGUGCGACUGAAGCAGCUGUGUCCAGUGCGACUGAAGCAGCUGUGUCCAGUGCCACUGAAGCAGCUGUGUCCAGUGCGUCUGAAGCAGCUGUGUCCAGUGCGUCUGAAGCAGCUGUGACCAGUGCGACUGAAGCAGCUGUGUCCAGUGCGACUGAAGCAGCUGUGUCCAGUGCGACUGAAGCAGCUGUGUUCAGUGCGACUGAAGCAGCUGUGUCCAGUGCGACUGAAGCAGCUGUGUUCAGUGCGACUGAAGCAGCUGUGUUCAGUGCGACUGAAGCAGCUGUGUCCAGUGCGACUGAAGCAGCUGUGUCCAGUGCGACUGAAGCAGCUGUGUCCAGUGCGACUGAAGCAGCUGUGUCCAGUGCGACUGAAGCAGCUGUGUUCAGUGCGACUGAAGCAGCUGUGUCCAGUGCGACUGAAGCAGCUGUGUCCAGUGCGACUGAAGCAGCUGUGUCCAGUGCGUCUGAAGCAGCUGUGUCCAGUGCGUCUGAAGCAGCUGUGUCCAGUGCGACUGAAGCAGCUGUGUCCAGUGCGACUGAAGCAGCUGAAGCAGAGCCUCUUCGUCAGACCCUCCUCAUCCUCACUCCAAUCCUUCUUUGA